AUGAGAUCUCUAGCUUCGCUUUCUGCUUCGGCACUACUGCUGCCAGCAGCUCUGGCUGUCUCGAUUAGUGAAAUCAAUGGCAAUCGCUUUCUCUCGUCCUACAAUGGCGAAACAGUCUCCAAUGUCCGUGGCCUGGUGACUGCCAAAGGAUCCAGUGGGUUCUAUAUUCGCUCCACCAGCCCCGAUAACUCGACUCUUACGUCGGAGUCGCUCUAUGUCUACGGAUCCAGCGCCGUGUCCAAAGUCUCCGUCGGAGAUAUCAUCACCCUCGGCGGCAAGAUCUCCGAGUACCGUUCCAACAAAGCGUACGUUUAUCUGACCGAGCUGACCUCCCCGUCGGAUAUCACCGUCGUCUCCAGUGAUAAUGAGAUCAUUCCGCUGGUCAUCGGCUCAAAGGAUCUCAACCCUCCGACUGAACAAUUCUCGGCCUUGGACGAGGGAAACAUCUUCAGGAUCCCCAACAACGCGAGUCAGAUCUCGAGCAAGAAUGCAGUUUUGCAGCCGACGAAGUACGGAAUGGACUUCUGGGAGAGUCUUAGCGGCGAGCUCGUCACAAUCGGUGGUCUGAACGCCAUCACAAAGCCCAAUCAGUACGGCGACACUUGGGUCAUUGGCAACUGGACGGCCACGGGGAGAAAUGAGCGCGGUGGAUUGACUAUGCAAGCGAAGGACUCCAACCCCGAAGCCAUCAUCGUUGGAUCCCCGUUGGACGGAACCAAGAAUCCCACCGACACCAAAGUCGGCGAUACCAUCGACGACAUCACCGGCAUCAUCACCCAAGCCUACGGAUACUACGCCCUCCUGCCACUGACCAAGCUUUCUGUCACUGGAAGCAACUCGACCUCCGCAAAGGCCACCGAAUUGGUCUCCGACGGAACCUGCAGCGGCCUGACCGUCGGCAGCUACAACGUCAACAACCUCUCGCCGAACUCCUCCACUCUAACCGGCAUCGCCGGCCACAUCGCCAAAGAGCUCAACAGUCCUUCUCUCGUUUUUCUGCAGGAGAUCCAAGACGACGAUGGCGCGACCAACGACGGAGUCAUCUCCGCCAACAAAACCCUCUCCACCCUCGCGGACUCCAUCAAAACUCAAGGCGGCAUCACCUACGACUUCAUCAACAUCGACCCCGUCGACGGUGCAGACGGCGGCCAACCCGGCGGUAAUAUCCGCGUCGCAUACCUCUACGACCCUAAAGUUCUGCAACUCCGCAGCCCUAACCCCAGCACAAGCACUCAGAGCAACGAGGUUCUCUCUGGCGCCGAGCUCAAAUAUAACCCCGGCCUGAUCGACCCCAGUAACUCUGCCUGGGAUAAUAGUCGCAAACCGCUGAUUGCGGCAUGGGAGACGCUGAAUGGCAAGAAUAAGUUCUUUACGAUCAAUGUCCACUUUACUAGUAAGGGCGGUGGUUCGUCGAUUGAUGGUGACGCGAGACCCCCUGUCAACGGGGGUGUCGCGAAACGGGAGUCGCAGGCGAAGAUUGUUGCUAAUUUCAUAACCGAUAUUCUGGCCGAGGACAGCAAGGCCAAGAUUAUCACAUCGGGCGACUUCAAUGAGUUCGCGUUCGUCCAGCCAUUGACAACCUUCACGUCGGAGUCGAAACUCAAGGACAUCGACGAUGUGGUGGAUACCCCUGCCAAAGAGCGAUAUACCUAUCUGUAUGACUCGAACUGUCAACAGCUCGAUCAUAUGUAUAUCAGUGAGGCGUUGACAGAGGGGGCUAAGAUGGAGCAUAUUCAUGUGAACACCUGGGUGUCGUAUGAUGACCAGAGGUCGGAUCAUGAUCCGACGGUCGCUUUGCUAAAUGUUUGCGAGGCUUAGGAUGUAUUAGUAUUCGAGUGAUUC
Molecule: messenger RNA, 1842 nt
Organism: Aspergillus steynii IBT 23096
Lineage: Eukaryota; Fungi; Ascomycota; Eurotiomycetes; Eurotiales; Aspergillaceae
Product: endonuclease/exonuclease/phosphatase family protein
Exons: 4
Coding region: 1-1818 (605 amino acids)
Source: RefSeq, a predicted model, not a curated record